Molecule: messenger RNA, 1440 nt
Organism: Aspergillus calidoustus
Lineage: Eukaryota; Fungi; Ascomycota; Eurotiomycetes; Eurotiales; Aspergillaceae
Source: the annotation of a GenBank genome assembly
AUGGCCUCGCCAGAUAACCGAGAGGCCGCCACGGCGCUGAAGGUGAAGGGAAACAAGGCCUUUACGUCACAUGAUUGGCCUACCGCCAUCGAUUUUUACAACCAGGCGAUCGAGCUGUAUGAUAAAGACCCGUCGUUCUUUUGCAACCGGGCUCAGGCACACAUCAAACUCGAAGCAUAUGGGUUCGCAAUCGCAGACGCCACAAAGGCGCUAGAACUUGACGACGGCUACCUCAAGGCCUACUGGCGGCGCGCCCUCGCAAACAGUGCCAUUUUAAACUACCGUGAAGCCGUAAAGGAUUUCAAGGCAGUCCUGAAGCGGGAUCCGAGCAACCGCGAUGCGAAGUUAAAAGCCGCCGAGUGCGAAAAGCUGGUUCGGCGGCUGGAGUUUGAGAAGGCAAUUGAGGUAUCGGAUCCGCCAUCUGCGUUUGAAGGACUUGACAUAGGCGCCAUUAAUGUCGAGGAGGGGUAUGAUGGGGUACGGCUCGGGGAUGAGAUGACGCAGGAAUUCAUUGACGAUAUGAUUGUGCGGUUCAAGGAGGGAAAGAAGAUUCACAGGAAGUAUGCCUUCCAGAUUGUCAAGGCUGUGAAGGAUAUUGUUUAUGCUGAGCCAACGAUGGUGGAGAUUGGGGUUGAUGAGGGGAAGAGGUUGACUGUCUGUGGUGAUACUCAUGGGCAAUUCUUCGAUCUUUUGGAGAUCUUCCGACUCAAUGGAUUCCCAACGGACACCCACGCGUACCUGUUCAACGGUGACUUUGUGGAUCGUGGCUCGUGGUCGACCGAAAUCGCUCUUCUGCUUUACGCCUACAAGUGGCUGCGGCCGAACGGCAUUUUCCUGAACCGCGGAAACCACGAGACGGACGACAUGAACAAAGUGUACGGUUUUGAGGGCGAGUGCAAGGCCAAGUACAACGAGACGAUGUUCAAGGUCUUUUCAGAGUCAUUUUCUGCAUUGCCUCUCGCCACUUUGAUCGGCAACAAGUUCCUUGUGCUUCACGGCGGUCUGUUCUCCAACGACAAGACAUCGCUAGAGGAUAUUCGAAAACUCAACCGCCACAACCAGAAGCAGCCCGGCCAACAGGGCUUGAUGAUGGAGAUGCUCUGGACAGAUCCCCAGACCGAACCUGGUCGCGGACCAAGCAAGCGCGGUGUCGGUCUGCAGUUUGGUCCGGAUGUUACCAAGCGCUUCUGCGAGAACAACGGUCUCGAGGCCAUCAUCCGCUCACACGAGGUUCGUAUGAACGGAUACGAAGUCGAGCAUGACGGACGGUGUAUUACUGUCUUCUCAGCACCUAAGUACUGCGAUACGACGGAGAACAAGGGCGCCUUUAUCAAGAUUGGCCCGGAGCUUAAGCUGGAGUACCAGGUCUUCGAGGCCGUGCCUCACCCAGAUAUCAAGCCGAUGGCUUAUGCUCAAAGCUCCCUGAUGUCAAUGAUGUGA